Molecule: messenger RNA, 2807 nt
Organism: Drosophila innubila
Lineage: Eukaryota; Metazoa; Arthropoda; Insecta; Diptera; Drosophilidae
Exons: 5
Coding region: 95-2716 (873 amino acids)
Biological process (GO): regulation of mitochondrial mRNA stability; mitochondrial RNA processing
Cellular component (GO): mitochondrial matrix; ribonucleoprotein granule
Molecular function (GO): RNA binding
Source: RefSeq, a predicted model, not a curated record
GCUACUACGUCGGCAUGUACAAAUUGGCGCCAAGCCGCCCAUUAAAAGAGGCCGGUUGGAUUUGUUGCCAAUCUUGUCACAGCCACAGACACUAAUGAUAAAUUAUGGUAUGCAUAAGCAAAAUUAUGGUAUGCAAAAGCCUUACAGCACAGACAGUGAUAUUGGCACACAGCAACAGGUAUUUAACGACGUGGACGAUCUGGAUAAUAGAGACAUAAUGAUUCCGAAUGAUGCGUCCAGUUUGCAACUUAGCACAGCAAAAUGCGCACAGGAGCUGUUGGCGUCAAUGGGACAGCAGCCAUUGAUUGGCACACAGCUGGUAGAGGGCAUCUCCAUGCUUUGGAUGUAUUACCAGCAAAUGACAACGAAGGAGAAGCUAGCACUAACGAAACAACUGCAUACACAAUUGAUGCCUCUGCUGGGGACGCACAUUUCCGCAAUGGAUAUCGACGAUUUGAGCUGCUGCUAUUUAUAUCUACGUAAAAUGCAUGUGUCCAACAGUGAUUGCACCCUAGAACGUAUACUGGCCCGUGCACUGAAGAUCAUUGAGCUGGAAGUGGGAAGAGAACUGAUCCCGCUCUCGGCACUCUCACGUCUGUUGGUGGCCAUAAAUCUGGAGCGUGAUUUCUUUACGCCGCUCGUCUGUCGCAAUUUUACGCCACAUCUGGAACGACACAUUGCCGAUUGCCAGACCGAGCAACAGGUGCGUCUGCUGUCCACGUGCGUGUUUCAACUGCACCCAUUGAUUGAUGAUGAGCUGCUGGAGGCAUUCAAGCAGCGUGUUGCGAAUCUGCUAAAAGCUCGCACGCUAAGCAGCUCCACGCCCAAGGCGCUGCUCAAGUUGCUGCAUACGCUCAAUCUACCUGUGUGGUCCAAUCGAAAUACGGCGUUGAUACGACAGUUGAUGCUGGAGCUACGCGAUUGUCUGCCACAAAUGGAGUCCAGCGAUCUGAAGAGCGUUUGUCGCACAUUUCUGCAUCAUCAAGAGCCGGCGAAGCUCAUCCAGCCGCUUAAGGAAGCCACUGAGGCACUGAUGCAACGGGAACCAUCGGCGGAUGCACUUUCCUGUGCCGUUCCCUUUGCGGAUCUGCAGCAGCGAGAUGCCUACAUUAGACAGUUUCGGGAUCUGCUAAAGUCCAAGUCCGCCUGGGAGCUGCCAAAUGCAAGUGGACACUUCUUUAGUGUGCUGCGUGCGUUGAAGAUUGCGGAUUUGCGUUAUUGUGAUGCUUAUUGGACGGCUGUGAUGGAUGAAUUGGAGACAUGCCCAAAGGAGCAGACGCAUCUGCGCUUUCUGCGCCAUUGCCAGCGCUACAUGAACUUCAACAACAAUCUGGGAGGAACCUAUCGUCAUCACGCCGUGGAACGCAAACUCAGUCGCAUGUGUCUCGAUGCAAUCGAGCACAGUGUGGCCGGAAGAUUGCCAUCCAAGUUUGCUCACUUGGCCGCCUUUGUGAUGGCCUAUGGCCACACGCCCUUUGCCUGGAAGAAGUUCCCAAAUCUGCUGCUGAGCAAAGUGCUCGCCAUGGCGCCACAGUUCGAUAUACAGGAUUGCUUUCUGUUGAGUCGAGGCAUGCAUAUCGCCUGUGAGCUGCGAUUUCGUCAACAUAUUCCCUCCCUGAUAUCCAUGCAGCUUUCCACCUUGGACAGCAUACUCAUCUCCUGCAGCGAAAGACAUCUCUCCAGCAGCGAGGAUCAGCCUCUGAACGCCAGCGAAUUGAGUGUCAUUGUGCGCACUCUCAGCCAUCGGAAAACGCUUAAGAAUACACAGAUCUAUAACGCAGCACUAUCUCGAUAUAAGAGUCUUCAAUGUGAAGAUCUCAACUCCCGUGUGGUGCGAGACAUGGCCUACAAUUUUAAUUCCUCGCACUUCUUUGUACCUGAACUCUUGGAGUCCAUGUUUGAGUAUGUGGCACAACAACAUGAACACGUCACAGGAGACACUGUGGAGAAGGUGCUCACCUGUGCCUAUAAUCUUGGCUAUACGCCCGCCUCUUUAGAUUCUUUGGACUAUGCGGCUAUGGUGCUACUCCGUGACUUUGAUCAUAUGAGCGGUCUGUCCUUGGUGCAAUCCUGUCUGGCGUUGUGCUUCUACAAGACCAUUCCGGAGCAACUGGUUAAUCAGGUUUUCUGUGUCAAGUUCAUACAGCGCAUCGAGGAUGAGAUACAGAUCUGUUACUCCAAGGCCACAUAUCCGGGUCUCGUGCUCAAUCGCGUCAUGCAGCUGAAUCGCACCGUUUGCCUGGAUCUGCCCGAGACAAAUGUGCCCUGGUUCCAACAGAACUACGUCGAGGCGCAGCUCAGCAAAAAGCCCUUUGUACCCAGCGACUUCAGCACGGAAGUCAAGCAUUUUCUGCAAGCUUUGCUCAAGGAUGAGAACUACUUUCGUUGCAAUCACACAACGCCUUAUGGCUAUCAAAUAGACUUUGUGAUACACUUCGAUAAGGAUAAAAAACCAUUGCCUGCGACGCCCGUCGAGGCCACAAUGUUGGAUCGCAUAACCAAAGUUGCCAUUUUGCUGCUCAAGCUGGACUCUUUCUGUGAGAAUGAUCUCACUGCUCUGCGUGGACCCGAAUCGCUGAAGAUGAAGCAUCUGGAAAUGAUGGGCUACAAAGUACUGCAGAUCAACGAGCAUGACUGGAACUCCAAGUAUAUGUUGGCGCCGGGCGCCAAGGCAAACUAUUUAAAAUGCCUGCUUCAAAUUUCUAGCCAGGUCUAGUAAUUAUUAUUAUGGUAAAUAUAUUGUUAAUGAGGUGCGUACUUAAGUAAAAUUUAGUUGUAGUUGUUGUUAAAGUUGUACAAAUUUUACA